Molecule: messenger RNA, 1328 nt
Organism: Misgurnus anguillicaudatus (oriental weatherfish)
Lineage: Eukaryota; Metazoa; Chordata; Actinopteri; Cypriniformes; Cobitidae
Source: RefSeq, a predicted model, not a curated record
UAUAUAUUGGACUUAUUAGGUCAGUUUUUGACUAUGGGUGUAUUGUAUAUGGAUCUGCUGCUAAGACUAUUUUAAAUAAACUAAAUAGAAUACAGAAUCAAGGUCUAAGAUUAUGUUGUGGAGCUUUGAAAACUACUCCAGUGACAGCCAUCCAAGUAGAGAUGGGGGAGAUGCCAUUAGACCUUAGAAGGGACCAACUCAGUCUGGUGUUCUGGGCAAAUCUUAGAGGUCAUAGGGAAGACCAUUUAAGUCAAUCUACACUGGUAGAGAGUCAAGAGAGACAGAAUGGUAUGAAAAGCAGUUUUGGAUGGACUGUUAAACAGAAAGCAUAUGAGAUGGAAAUAGCCUCAUUGGAUAUAAGUCCUACAGUGGUAAUUUCGAGAACUCCUAUAUGGACUCUUGAAGAUCUUUCCAUUGAUCUUAAUCUUUUGGAAGAAGCUCAGAAGGAGGAUAUAGAUAGUAAUGUGGUUCAGAGGUAUUUAAGAGAAAGAUAUGGAGAUAGAAUAAUAAUUUACACAGAUGGGUCAAAAAGGGAGGCAAGAGUGGGGGUGGCGUUUGUUAUUCCAAAGUUAAAAAUUGCAUCCCAAAAAAGAAUUAAUGAUAAUUUAGCAGUCUAUACAGCAGAGUUAGUUGCUAUUGUAUUGGCGCUUUCUUGGGCUGAAAGCAAUAAGCCAAGAAGUUUGGUAAUUGCUUCUGACUCAGCUUCAGCUUUGAUAAGUAUUCAGAACAUUAAUUCACAAUCUAGGCAAGACAUUGUUAUAGAAAUUGUCCAAAUGGCAAGUAAAUUAAUUAAAGAUGGAGUCAAAGUUGGAUGUGUAUGGAUCCCUGCACAUAAAGGAGUAGUAGGGAACGAGUUGGCUGAUAAGAAUGCCAAAGAAGCAACUGAAUUGGAGAAUAUAAAUUUAAGUAUUAAUUACAGUAAAGCUGAAGUUAAAUCAAUCAUAAAAGGAAAGAUAAAGGAGAAGUGGCAAGUCAUGUGGGAUAAUGGUCAUUCCGGUAGGAAAUUAUAUAGUAUCCAAAAAAUAGUGGGGGUGAGUAGAAGUACUUGCAGAAAUAUAAAUGAAGAAAAUAUAAUUUCAAGAAUGAGAUUUGGGCACACAGGAUUAAAUAGUACAUUAGUUUUAAUGAAAAAACAUGAUAAUGGGAGGUGUAGUGUAUGUAACACACAGGAUACCAUAGAACAUGCUAUUGAGGAAAACUGGUUUAAUAAGGAUAAUUUAAGUGUAGGAACAAUAGUAUUCAGACCCACACUCCAUUUCAGAAGGUGGCAGUAAUGCAACCAGACGUUGUUUGCCAACUGCCAUAAAAUAAGAAGAAGAAGAAGAAGA